Molecule: messenger RNA, 2328 nt
Organism: Ylistrum balloti
Lineage: Eukaryota; Metazoa; Mollusca; Bivalvia; Pectinida; Pectinidae
Product: calcium/calmodulin-dependent protein kinase kinase 1-like
Exons: 17
Coding region: 1-2328 (775 amino acids)
Biological process (GO): intracellular signal transduction; positive regulation of protein kinase activity; protein phosphorylation
Cellular component (GO): cytoplasm
Molecular function (GO): ATP binding; calcium/calmodulin-dependent protein kinase activity; calmodulin binding
Source: RefSeq, a predicted model, not a curated record
AUGCCUCGAACACACAGCUGGGAUGUAAACAAACAGACACAGCAUAUCUGCUGUGAGUCUAUCUUAGCGAGCGACAAGGGCGCUAAAAUCAGCAGACGCAAAUGUCAUUUUAAACCAAAUAGUUCCAAAGCAAAAAAUAAUUCAAACACCGAUCUGGAGCCUUCCAUGAAACUUCACCCUAAUGCUGAUGAAGUGAAACCAUGGAAUUUGUUUACUUUAUGUUGUGGAGUUACUGGGUGUUCUUUAAGGGUCCUGCUCACAUCAUCAAAUGCUAUUCUAUUCUUCUUGUGUACACCCACUUCUUUAACAAGAGUAAGAAAAGAAACUGAAAACAUGACCCAAAUGGAAGAUUGGAGGAUUUCAUUAGUGACUGAUAGGGGUGGUAGAGAUGGUUUAUCAAAGAAUUCUGUGUCUGUGGAAAAGCUGAGAAGAUAUUUUGAAAGAAAAUGUCGCCUGGAACAAAGUCAGGACCAGGAGCCAAACACUUCAGGGUACAACUCUCAGGAAUCUCGCCAUGAGUCUGCAGUGAUUUCAAAUGACCUUUGGUCAAGGAAAGAUGUCAAGGCCAUUGGUGACCAUAAAGAUGUAGACCACAGUUUAAUUGCUCAAGACAAGGAGAAUGUGUUGUCAGCUAAGAAUAGAACUUUGACAGAAAAUGGUGCUAAUUCACAAUAUUCAAAAUCUCCUCUAACACAAAAGAGUUCCAAUCCUGCAUCUGAUUCGGUAAGGAGCUUUAAUGAUGACAGUGAUGAAAGACAUGAAAGUGGAUUAAAAGAUGACACAGUGACACAUACAGGAAGUCGACUAGGUCGUCAGUUACGCAUAUCCUCCUUAACAGACUCCACAGGACAUUUGUAUGUGCCUGAUACACCUUCACAUUCGUUAGCACACCAAUCACUUUCAUCAAAGGGAGAUAAUCAAAAUUCAUCAAAUGAAUCAGUAGCAUCAUUGGAAGUUGUUGAAAGCGUAAAUCAAAAUGUGACUCAAACUUCAAAUGCUGCUAAUAGACACACACCUAAAAUUGUGUACAGUCAUUCAGAAGACAAUUGUAAUGUAGAAAGACCUCACAAAACACUUCAACAUUCCCCGUACAGUUCACCAAACGCUUCACCACGCCUUAAGCGACGCCCAACCAUGGAAACAAGGCGUGUGUCAAUUUCAGAUGUCGACGGAUUCGUUCAACUUAACCAGUAUCAGCUUAAAACCGAGAUUGGCAAGGGAUCCUAUGGUAUUGUAAAAUUAGCUUACAACGAAGAAGAGGACUUCAAUUAUGCAAUGAAAAUUUUAUCAAAGAAACGGCUGAUGAAAAAGGCUGGUUUCUUUCGGCGACCCCCUGCAAGAGAUGGAAAACCUAUGGCACACCCUCCGAAUCCCUUGGAAAGAGUGUAUAGAGAAAUCGCCAUUCUAAAAAAACUUGAUCAUCCAAAUAUUGUGCGAUUGGUUGAAGUGUUAGAUGAUCCAGACGAGGAUAAUUUAUAUAUGGUUUUUGAGCUGCUUGAAAAGGGGGAGGUACUGGAGGUGCCGACGCCCACUCCUCUAUCAGAGGACACUGCCUGGAGAUACUUCAGGGACAUCGUUGUUGGUAUAGAAUACUUGCAUUUCCAGAAGAUAAUUCACAGGGACAUCAAACCGUCAAAUCUGCUAUUAGGAGAUGAUGGACACAUCAAGAUUGCUGACUUUGGUGUGAGUAAUGAGUUCACAGGCACAGAUAUAUCUCUCACUAACACAGCUGGAACCCCUGCCUUCUCAGCCCCAGAGACACUUAAAGAUGGCAAAGAAGAGUUCGGAGGGAAGGCUCUAGACAUUUGGGCAAUGGGAAUUACAUUAUAUAGCUUUGUGUUUGGACAGGUUCCUUUCCCUCCAAAAGAUGACUACAUUAUGGGUUUACACAGACGCAUUUUGAAUGACCCAGUUACAUUUCCAUCAGUGCCUAAGAUAUCGGAGCAGAUGAAGGAUUUGAUACUUAAGAUGCUGGAAAAAGACCCGAACAAUAGAAUUCUUCUGCCUGAUAUCAAGGUGCAUCCCUGGGUGACGAAGGAUGGUGAGUUCCCACUUCCCACAGAGGAAGAAAACUGCAUUCUGGUUACCGUCACACAGGAGGAUAUCAACAAUGUCGUGAAACAUGUGCCAAAGAUUGAAACUGUGAUAUUAGUGAAGAGUAUUCUGAAACAGAAAUCUUUCAGAAAUCCCUACCGGGACAAGUCUCAUGUAAAAGAAGAGUUCCAGAAAGGGAGAUCACAUUCAGCUCCAGAUACAUUCCAUGAUGUAAUGAAAAGGAAAAUUUCUUCAGAUGCACAUGUUGAUUCACCACUGAAGGAAGAUUCGUGA